Messenger RNA from Pochonia chlamydosporia 170, 816 nucleotides. RefSeq names its product Mpv17/PMP22 family protein. The transcript is spliced from 2 exons. Gene Ontology annotation, cellular component: membrane; cytoplasm; mitochondrion. Bases 1 to 816 code for a protein of 271 amino acids. NCBI's taxonomy places the organism in Eukaryota, Fungi, Ascomycota, Sordariomycetes, Hypocreales, Clavicipitaceae. The record is from RefSeq and is a predicted model, not a curated record.
AUGCUGGCACCGCAAUUCCGCACAGCAGCAGUCCGUCUGCCUUUCCGCACAUUCACCCUACGGCAAAUACACGCCAGACCAAAGUCAACGUCAACAAAUGCCAAGACAUCCCCAGAAUCAACCCCGGCAAAGGCUCCAAUUGCGGCCGCAAGCCCAUCCACAUCUCUACCGCCCAUCUGGCAGCGUCUAGGCCCCUUGACCACCGCUGCCAACGCAUACAGUCGGUCCCAGCGUAAGAGACCGUACACGACGCAAGUUGUCGGCGCACUGGUCAUCUACCUGUUUGCCGAUUUGAGCGCUCAACGAAUCGGAGGGAGGGAAUAUGACCCCAAGAGGACGGGGAGGACGCUUCUCAUAGGACUAGCUGCGGCUAUUCCUUAUUAUCACUGGUUUCUUUUCCUGUCAACCAACUUCAACUAUGCGUCCAAGGCUCUAUCAAUAGCUACCAAAGUCGGAAUUAACCAGCUUUUCUUCACACCCACCUUCAACACGUACUUUUUCGGUGCCCAGGCUCUCUUGUCUGGAGAGACGAUUGAGGCUACUGUCCAGCGAGUCUGGGAUACUGUCCCGACUAGUUGGCUGAACUCGUUCAAGGUGUGGCCUGCAACUGUGGCUUUCUGCAUGGCCUUCUUGCCGUUUGAGUUUAGGAGUAUUUUCUCUGGGUUUGUCGCCGUUGGGUGGCAGACUUAUUUGAGUUACUUGAAUAGACAAGCUGAACUGUUGGAAGAGGCGAGGAAGAUGGUCAAGGGGUCUGCUGGGGUAGAAAGUGUGGUCGUCGCGGCUGUUGGAAACCAAGGCGUUGCGACUGCAGUAUAG